Messenger RNA from Pyrus x bretschneideri (Chinese white pear), 2246 nucleotides. RefSeq lists its product as uncharacterized. The transcript has 3 exons. Lineage: Eukaryota; Viridiplantae; Streptophyta; Magnoliopsida; Rosales; Rosaceae. The record is from RefSeq and is a predicted model, not a curated record. Bases 711 to 2246 code for a protein of 511 amino acids.
AAUACUCUCUCUCGGUAUCAAGAUUAAACCGGUUUUUUUACCACCUGGACCGCUUCUUUUACAUAAAAUCCACGAACCGUAGCCCCUUUAUCUUUCAUCGUCAUCCCCUUCCGAUUCGAUCCCAAGCAGGUUGACCUAAAUUUGUUUCCAGAUUUCCCCAAAUUUCUUAUCAUAAUCGUUGAAUCGGUUGUCCGUUUGUUUGAAUUCGAACCUCCGCUAUCGAUUAAUCCCAAAUUCAACCCAAUCCGUUGGCCUCGCACAAUUCUAGGGUUUCGACUCUGAAUCGGCCCCUUUCGCCUCGUAAUAUUCCAAUCCCUCUUGUUUAUUGGAUCUAUUUUCUGUCUUCUUGCUUUGCCCUCUCGAAUUUGCUCCUAAUUUUGUAUAUUUUUUCGGCCGCGUCGAAUUUCUAGGGUUUCGUAGAGUUCGUCUCAUUAGGGUUUGUUCUUUGUGUAAUUUCUGUUAGGGGUUUUGUUCGCCUCACCUAUCUGUCGCUAUUUCGUGCAUAUUUUUGUCAAUAAUUUCACGAUUUCACUUGUCAAUUGCAAUUUCUAGGGUUAGGGUUUCUAAAAAAAAUCACCUUCUUUAUUUGGUAAAAUUGGAUUAGGGUUACGGUUCCUAAGGCCGAUAAAUCUGUUUCUGUUCAUAAUUCAGCGUUCAAUUGUAUUACUUAAGCCGUCUACUGUUCCUCCGAAGAAUUAGUAGAGGUUAAUAUGGGAUUCAAAAGACCCUUUGAUGAUGUCGAGUUCCAGGAGCUUCCUUAUAAGCACUCAAGACAGCAUGAAUUCGGUGAUAGACGCUCACCAUUUUCUGAUGCUGUUUCUUGUAAUGGUGCUCCCCGAAAAACUUGUGUUUCAGGGGAGAAUCGGAAUGGUGAUUGCAAAUCUCAGUGGCGUGACGUUCUUGAAAAAUAUAGUGUUGCUGAAGUUUCAACAUCUGUCAACAAGGGUUGUGCUUCCUUCUCAUUGGUAACUAGGAGUUGUGGUGAAGAAGAUGUGCGGUCUGGACCAGAUGCUUGUUCAACUCCUACUGAGGAUUUCAAAUUUGACUUCCCAAGGAGAACAUUUGUUCCUUUCAAGGAUGCUUAUUCUUCUUUGUUUGACUGCUCUCCAAGAAAACAAGUUCCUGUUGGACCAGAUCAUCAGGCCAUUAUCCCCACUUGGAGUGGACACAUGAAUUUGUCGGAUCAGAAAGUUGAGAUUAAUAAUGACAGUGAGGAAAAGCUUUUAGGAACAUGUGUCAUUCCAAUGCCUGUGUCAGACCUAUCAGCACUUGAGUGUGAUAAGGUUGGACUUGGUCGAACAGAUUGUAGCUGCCUGGACGCAGGUUCAGUCAGGUGUGUGCGACAGCAUGUCAUGGAAGCACGGGAAGAACUUAGAAGAACCCUUGGAAAUGAAAAGUUUGUGAAGUUGGGGUUUUGUGACAUGGGGGAGGAAGUGGCACAACGAUGGAGUGAAGAAGAAGAGCAGACCUUUCUUGAGGUUGUUUACUCCAAUCCUGCAUCAUUGGGGAGGAAGUUUUGGAAGCAGUUGUCUGCAGUGUUCCCUUCUCGAAGUAAAAGGGAACUGAUCAGCUAUUAUUUUAAUGUGUUCAUGCUUCGCACGCGGGGUGCUCAGAACAGGUCCAGUAUACUAGACAUAGAUAGUGAUGAUGAUGAGUGGCAUGUAAACGAUGGGGGUUCCAAUGACGGGAGAAUUGCUGAAGAUGAUGAAGACUCUGUUAUUGAGUCUCCUUAUUAUCAAGAUGAUCAUUUGGACCAUGAAGAGGAUUACUCAGAAGAAGAUAGUAGCGAUGAUGAUGGCGGUGACGGUGAUGGUGAUGUGGGGCAUGUUGGAGGAGAUUCUAGCGAAGAAGAUGGCGGGAUAGAUCAUGUAGCACAAUCAUACAUGCUGAACUCAGUUAACGAAGGAAAGUUUGAUACAGUUGGGGAUUGGGAAAAGAAUUCAGCGUGUACUGGAGAGGAAUUUGAUUUCCAAGAUGACUCGUGCGUAUCUUUCGAAUUUCAGUCCUAUACGCAUGACUCUCACAGCAAAUGCUUGGAUAGCCAACCGGAUGCAUCCGGUGAUGUAGCUGGUCAUGCAUAUUUAUUGGAGCCUUGCAACGCUAAAGUUUGGGACGCCAGAUUCACGGUGGACACCAUGAAAGGCGAUGAUCUACUGCCGACGUGGAGUAUGAUUGAAGACAUAUUCGAUCAAGGCAUGGAGGAUUACAGGAUGACGGAUGAGCGCAAGGCUCCAACUGGUGGCUAG